Messenger RNA from Corvus hawaiiensis (hawaiian crow), 2296 nucleotides. RefSeq names its product heat shock protein family B (small) member 3 (gene HSPB3). Lineage: Eukaryota; Metazoa; Chordata; Aves; Passeriformes; Corvidae. Bases 140 to 736 code for a protein of 198 amino acids. The record is from RefSeq and is a predicted model, not a curated record. The transcript has a single exon. Gene Ontology annotation, cellular component: cytoplasm; nuclear speck.
UUGCUUUUACUACUCCUGCAUGGAAGCUGUGCAUGUGUUGAAGCCACUCAAGACCGCAGCACUAUAAAUAGUGCUCUAUUGUUAGUGGAUAAAAGAUGAAACAAGUCUCACAGCACUGGAGCACAGGACACUGUAUUAAAUGUUAAGCUCUGCCUGUUCUAAAAGUGAAAGGCGACAUCAACUGAUAGACUGGUCUGUGGGUAAGACAUACGGCUGGGAAGAGCUCGCUCUGACUCGGCAGCUUCCUGACACAGCACAAGUAGCAGCUGAUCUUUCUGCCUCUGCAAUGGCAGAAGCUGUCAUAAGACACUGGGUGGAAACUCCCAUACGCUACCAGGAGCAGUUUGUUGGCCAAGAGCUGGAAGCACACAAGCUGAACCACCUUUUAUACGCUUUGCCGGGCCCUGCUACCACUGCGCUGAGCAACCAAAGGUGCAUCACAGAAAGCACGGCUGGGGCCAGGAAGAGCAGCCAGGAGGAGGAAAACACACACUUUCGGGUCUUGCUGGACGUUGUGCAGUUCUGCCCCGAAGAUAUCAUUAUCCAGACUUUUGAAGGCUGGCUCCUGAUUAAAGCUCAGCACGGACCCAGGAUGGAUGAACAUGGUUUCAUAUCCAGAAGCUUCACCAGACAAUACAAAUUACCUGAUGGAGUGGAGAACAAAGACCUGUCUGCACUUUUCUGCCAUGAUGGCAUUUUGGUUGUUGAAAUGAAGAACUCAGUGGGAAAGAACUAGAACCAUGUCUAUAGUUACUGGUGAGAUUAAAUCAUUCUUAAUGUAACAAAAUAAUAUCAGUCAUGCAAUGCUUUAGGGUAUAGUAAGCAUGUAGCUGUAUUUAUUACAGCAAAGUAAAUUUUUUGUUAUAUUUUUCUGUAUGCUGAGUUUAUUGUUUGAUGUGAAAUGUUAGACUGCUUGCCUCCAGCUACACACAGGUUGAAAACCCAGGCUGUUUGAACAGCAGCAAACUUGGGCUAGUCUCAGCGGGAGAAAAAAAAUCUAUUUGAUAACAUACUGAAAAUAGAGCACAUUUUUGAGAUAAGUAGCAGGAGUUUUAUUUCUAAGGAAUAAGCAUUUAUCAUACAUAGUCAUAAACAUUAAAGAAGCAAUAGACAAGUUGUGAAUCUUAUGGAAAUUUAAUUUAUGUACCAAAAAAAUCUGUGUUCUACUUUUUGAGAUUAAAUUCUUCUCUCUGGAAAAGCACAUGAACUGAAAGAUACCAUGAAGAGAAAAAUCCCUAUUUCCAUAGCUUCUAUACCGAAAAACCCUCCAGAGAUUACUUUUUAGAGGUGUGUUGCAUGUUUGAAACUAUAAGGAAAAAGAAUAAUCACUGACUUUAUUUGCUUGAAAACACAGUAAAUAGAAAUUAUACUUUCUGUCAAAGUAAUAUGAAAGAAAACCUUUAAAGACAUUUUAGAAAAUGUUUUGUUUAAGAUAACAACUGAAGAAAAAAUUUUUGCUUACAAAUGCUCGAAAGAAUCAUAUUCUUCUUUGUGAAACCUCAGUAAUAAAAAGACGUUGCUCUUGCACAAAUGCCUUUUUUCUUACACAUUUUAGGUAGUUUUCUUAUUUAAUCAAAUGAGUAUUUAAUUGUCCAUGUUGCAUGACACUUUAGGCUGAAAUCUCACAACUCUGUCUUCAAGAGCAAAUUCUUCUUUCAAUGAUAAUCCCCCUCUCCCCAGAGGAACACAGGCUCUACAUGAAUCUAAUUUUAAAUAGAGGGGUUCCUUAUUGCAGACACAGCUUUAGUUUCUGUUCCAGUGUCUCACAUUUCAUGAGUGGUGGUGAUAAAAAAAUAUCCACCUUCUAUAUCUAGUAUCUGGUCUUCUCAAUACUAAAAAGAAAUAAUGCUGUGGGUUUGUAAAUACUCACACAUUUGAGGGGAACUGCAUCUGCAAGUUGAACUGCCUCCUUUUAUGUGUACUGGAGACGAGUAUGACUGGUGUGCUAUGAAUAGUAAAGGAAUGUGGAAUGGAAAGUGCCAAGUUAAAUGCAGACUCUUUAUCACAGCCAUCUGCUGUUUGGACAAAUCAAAAACAUAUUCAAAUGAAACUGAAUACAAAUACAAUUUUAAGAAUACAAGAAAAAUAUGAUGAACAAAACCUGGCUCUCACUAGCUGAAGCUAGAGUUCCUUUAGUUUCAAAUGAAAAUCUUAAGCUUGCAUGUCUGCACGUGUCCAUUUAUGAGAAAGAUUAUUGUUGUUUAGACUUCAAGAUACUUGAAGCAAUUGAUUUUAGAAAAGUGGGUAGUACAAUUCUUGUAUUUUUCUUACUAAUUGUGCUAAAACUCACAAGAAA